CGAUGAAGACGAUGAAGACGUCCGUCUGGUCUUCUGUCAGAGUCACACUGAGAACUCUGUCUGCUCCACUUCUCUCUCCCACAGUGACGAGACGAACCGAACACCAGACCCAGAAGAAUUUGUGUAAUGUCUCGAGUCUCCGCUGGAGGGCGACAAAGACCAUAGUUAAGAACAUGGAUUUUAUCGACUUCAAGAUGAUGAUUUUUUUUGGGGGACUAGUGCGCGUUCCCACGGGCACACGCGCAUCCCCGCGGGCGGAGCAAAGUCUGAGAGAGAGCGAGAGAGAGAGAGAGAGAGAGAGAGAGAGAGCAGCGACGUGGACAGAGGGACUGAACGGAACUCUGAAGAACCGACCAAGUUCUCCUCCCACGUGUCUGGAGAGAAACAUGAGGCGUACAAGUCUGCUGCUGGUGUUUGGAUUCAUCCUGACCUUCACCCAGGCUCAGGUGGACACCGGGGCGGAGGAGGAGACGGGGGGUGAGGACGACCACGUGGAGCUCUUCACCACGCCCACCACCAAGAUGGGCGCCGCCACCUCCGACUUCGGCUACAACCUGUUCCGCGCCCUGGCGAGUCGUGAGGCUGCGACCAACGUCUUCCUCGCGCCCCUCAGUGUGUCUGCGGCUCUGACUCAGUUGUCCAUGGGGGGGUCGGAGCAGGCCGAGCGACAGCUGCACCGGGCCCUGAGGUACCACACCCUGCAGGACCCUCAGCUCCACAGGACCCUGAAGGACCUGCUGGCCUCGGUGAAGACGGCGGGGAAAGGACUGAGCCUGGCCGCACGCCUGUGUCUGACCCGACGAAUCCGUCUGAAGCAGGAGUUCUUUGACCUGGUGGAGCAGCAGUACGGCGUGCGUCCGAAGACGCUGCAGGGAGGAGCCAAGGACAUGAAGGAGGUCAAUGAUUGGGUGUCUCAGGAGACCAGCAACAAUGUUCAGCGCUUCCUGGCCAAGCCCCUCCCCCGCAACUCUUUCAUCCACACAGUGAGCGCCGCCCACUUCACAGGGAAGUGGACGACUCGCUUCGGCACUGAUGACCAGAUGAUGAACUUCCAGCUGGACGGUGGAACGCCUGUCCGUGUUCCCAUGAUGCAACAGGUCAACUACCCCAUGAAGUUAGGCGUGGACUCCGACCUGGGCUGCACCAUCGCUCAGAUCUCGAUGCAGGAUGACGUCAGCAUGUUCGUCUUCCUGCCCAACGACGUCACGUCCAACCUGACGCUGAUGGAGGACAGUCUCACGGCCGAGUUCGUCCAGGACCUGUCCAUGACCCUGCUUCCUGCCCAGGUGACCCUCACCCUGCCCAAGAUGAAGUUCAGCUACUCCACAGACCUGCAGCCGCUGCUGGGAGACCUGGGUCUCACUGAUUGGCUGGAGAACCCAGACUUGGAGAAGAUCUCGUCUCAGGUCACGAAGCUUAGCACUGUCAAUCACAAGGUUGUCAUGGAAACGGUGCCUGAAGGUAACCAGUACCCCAGCCCCAGCUCCACCCCCGGUCACCUGACCUACCGCGUGGACCGCCCUUUCAUCUACCUGAUCCGCGAUGACCCAUCGGGGGCGCUGCUCUUCAUCGGUAGAGUGGUCAACCCCAAAGACCUGAGGAUGUAACACACACACACACACACACACACACACACACACACAACACAAACGUCCAAUCAGUGAUGAGUUUUCCGAACGAUCGGGUACUGACUCAGGUCUUCGUUGGCUAACAGUCAAUAAAAGGCGGGAAAAUAUUUUUGUAAAAACGAUCGGCUAAAAUAACAAACUAAUUUAUCAGGUGUCGGCGUGGAGUGAAUAAAGAGUGUGGUGUGAACGCGCCACCUGCUGGUGCCACUUUGACAUGAUUUCUUUACUUUUCAUGUUGAAACUCGUUGACGUGAUCGCGUUGGCGCUCGACACCGACGCGUUGACCAAAUAAGAAAUAAAGAGAUGGAACAAAACCA
Cynoglossus semilaevis (tongue sole) is the source of this 1945-nucleotide messenger RNA. It is a transcript of the gene serpinf1, whose product is annotated as serpin peptidase inhibitor, clade F (alpha-2 antiplasmin, pigment epithelium derived factor), member 1. Gene Ontology annotation, molecular function: serine-type endopeptidase inhibitor activity. Bases 3 to 1607 code for a protein of 534 amino acids. Gene Ontology annotation, biological process: negative regulation of angiogenesis; negative regulation of endopeptidase activity. The transcript is spliced from 9 exons. NCBI's taxonomy places the organism in Eukaryota, Metazoa, Chordata, Actinopteri, Pleuronectiformes, Cynoglossidae. The record is from RefSeq and is a predicted model, not a curated record.